CGUGCUGCGAAGUGUGGAGUGUGGUGUAUCACUGCGCUUUAUAAUUUCAUCUUUAUAGUAUUACAUUUGAUUGACUUUGUUCUGUGUAGUGUACCAAAACGUACUGAAAUUCUCUAGCUAAGAUUUCUCGAUUUGUUUGCUGCUAUUUUCUACCAAAGAUUAGGAUUAUAUAGCACGAUGAGUCGUGACGAAAAUAAUGGUAAUGGAAGAGGGAACGGUCCAUCCUGGUGGCAAUACGGGGCGGCAGUGGCAGGGAUCACAGCGGCAGCGGGAGGCUUAUACUAUUUAAUGAGUGAGGGAGACGCUAAUCGGCAGACAGAAUCAGACACUCGAGGCGCUCAGGAGAGGCAACAGCAUAGAAGCGUACUAAGUACACUCGAGGAUCUGCUUCAACCACUUGCAAAUACUUCUACUAAUAUGGAGGAUGCGGUUCCCCGGUCCUCGGUGCCAGUUUCGCCGAAUAUUACGAACCUAAAUGCACUUCUCGCCGACAUUCAUGUCCGAUACAUCGCACUUAAAAAGGAGGAUUUUAAACUUCAUUACUCUGUUUUUAAUGAAGUUUUUCGACAAAUUCACAAUAAUAUGAAGGAAGUUGACAGAUACUACAAUCGGUAUUCCAGCAAUGUCCAAUUCGCUGGUAGUCAUUAUGAUAGACUCAGAAUUAAAAAGCCGGAUGAAUUUGACGUGGAUAUCGUAAUCGACUUACCGGUAAACUUGCGCCGUGACCACAACCCAAAGGAAAGCGAUAUUGUAAUAGAACCAAAUUUUCCAGGCUUUGUCCAACUUCGUGCUGGUCUACAAUAUCAAAAAAUAUUAGUGAGAGACGGUAUAGAUUGCCUAAUCAAUAGAACAGCGUAUGAGUGGUUGGAUGAAAAGAACUAUAUCCUUCGAUCGAAGUUUACUAAUUGGUUUAAAAGUGUUGGAAAUAGAGCGUUAAAUCGAUUUCCCAGAAGUGGAUCCCUACCGGCCGUAUUUGUUGACGGCGUCACUUACACUAUUCGCACUUCUGAGAGUGGUCCGGCUUGGACUAUAAUAAUAGAGGCUCCAAGAUUUAAACUGGACGUUGAUCUAGUUCCAGCGCUAAGAUUUCCGGAAGAUCGUUGUUCAGAGGCGAAUAUAAUCCGUACUAUACCACUUAAAUGUCGAAGAGAAUAUUGGAUGGUGGUGCCGAAACCAAAUAAAGGCGGUAACACAACCCAUGACGAAAAACGUUCCUGGCGCAUAGCCUUACAGGAUCAAGAGAAACAGUUUCUGAAUAACACGUACCAGUUGCGACAGACGCUUCGCUUAUUAAAAAAAUUUCGAGAUGCACAAAAAAUGAACGGAAUAGCAAGUUAUUACAUAAAAACUCUUUUCUUAUGGGAAUGUGCUGAAUUGCAAGAAAAUAAUGAAAGUCAUAUGUGGCAGACGAAGGACAUGGCAACACUAUUUAAACAUAUGUUACGAAAGUUUCACAUUGCUCUCGAGAGAAAAGAAAUACCAUAUUUUUGGAAUAGACGGCACAAUUUGAUAGGAAAUGUUAAUCAGAAUUUAAUAAACGAUUAUAAAAAUAAAGUUGCAAAAUAUUUAUCUUUAUUGGAUGAUUCUUAUAAUUAUAAACAAGCAGCUAUUUAUCUAUUGGAACAUGAUGAAUAUGAGGAAUACAGACACUUACUCUUUUGAGUAAAAUAUUUGUAAUUUUUUUUACUAAAAUGUGACAAUGAUUUAUAAUAUUUAAUCUCAAUAAAAUGUUCUAAUCUUUUCAUCUUACGUAAUAAAUUUUUAAA
Messenger RNA from Nymphalis io (European peacock), 1766 nucleotides. Its product is annotated as cyclic GMP-AMP synthase-like receptor. The record is from RefSeq and is a predicted model, not a curated record. Lineage: Eukaryota; Metazoa; Arthropoda; Insecta; Lepidoptera; Nymphalidae. The transcript is spliced from 5 exons. The coding region runs from base 178 to 1662 and encodes 494 amino acids.